This is a messenger RNA of Xyrichtys novacula (pearly razorfish), 10439 nucleotides long. The record is from the annotation of a GenBank genome assembly. Lineage: Eukaryota; Metazoa; Chordata; Actinopteri; Labriformes; Labridae.
GUGGGUCUGUCUACAAACUGCCUGAAUGAAAACACAGAAUCGACGCAGCUCUACGUGAAGCAGUGUGGUGAAGAGAAGGAUAAAUUUACAACCUUGUUCUGCGAGUUAUUGUCACAGUUUACAGGUGCGAAUAUGUAACACCUUGUAUCAGGUGCAUUUUAACGUCUGUUGCUGUUGUUAUGGUUGAAGUGAGUGUUGUGUUUCAUUGAUGACGGCCUGUUUAGCAGCGAGCUAACGACGUUAUGAUGCGUCAAACAGUUGCGCGUCAUGGAAUCACAUUUCCAGAAACUUCUGACCUCCGACCAUAGGCAUGUUUUAUAAAGCUGGAUGGAUAUUAUUGCUUAACUAGUGAUAAUGUGGGCUAUAUGUGAAAAGAAACAGUCAGGUUUAUUCAAACCCUGCGCGUCAGUGCGCCUAGCUUAUUGAGACUGGUAUUAAGGUUAGCAGCAGAGCAGGUAAACAGAGGUGGACUCACUGAGCUGAGCUGGUGGAUGUUUUCUGUCUCUCUCUGCUUACAGCGCGCAGUGUGCUGGACCUGACAGAGCAGAAUGGAUCCACGGAAAGUGGCAGAAUUGAAGGCCUUUGUGCAGCUGUGCGAGACAAACCCAGAGAUCCUGCACCUGCCAGAGCUGGGCUUCCUCCGUACCUGGCUGCAGGAGUGAGUACACAACAGACCACAUGGCUGCUGCUCCUAACCAAGAGGACAACUAAAGCAUUCGAUCACCUGCUUUGAUAUGAGGAAUUAUUAUUACAGAGGUCCCUUUGACACUUGGUUGCCAGUGUUUGACACGGGCUCACCACGUGCCUAGUCCCUCCCACCCUCACACAACCAUAGAGCCUUGUGCUCUGUGUGUGUGUUUGAGGGAAAUUGGACAAUUAUAGUUGCCACUCUAUUACAAAAUCAAUGAAAGCAUAAAGCAAUUACGGAAGUGUAAAUUAUGUCCAUUUAAUGUACAAUACUAAAUGCUGCACAUGAUAUAGAAAGCCCAAGGAUGUUUGGACAUUGUUUAAAUGAAUGAAGGAUGCAAUGGUAGGGAUGGGAAUCAAGAACUGGUUCAAUUCAUCGACAUCAUAUACAUUUUAUCUUAACGAUUCCCGUAACGAUUCCUUUCUUCUGGGUGCCAUGAAAAACGGUCUUGUGAGAGCCAGUCUACACGAACGAGAACAGAGACUAUGAGGGAAAAAACAUGCCGAAUGGUAAGAGAAGUAGGCAGAAACGAUCUAAAGUGUGGCUACUAAGAAAGACGACAAUGGGUUUUGUAUGGAAGUUUUGAGUUUGUGUACUGUGGACUAACUGAGGAGGUUAGCAUGAAAAAAAAAUUUAACCCAACCCAAAAAGCCUACAAAAAUUUGGCCACGACUCCGCCCCGCCUAGUAGUGUCCUCUCUCUGGGUUUCCAGAAUAUGGUCACCCUAAUUUGACUUAAUACCGACCAAAGUAAAUGCUGUACAUAUAGUUUGUCGUUUGAUUAUUUUUAGACUCUCACUGAAGGUGGCGUACAUUUUUUUUCUGUUAUCAGAAACUCCAUCAAAUUUUGAGUUAACAGCGAAAACCUAUAGUCUUUUUUUUUUAAAUCAAAGAAAGGCAUUGAUUAGGGAAUCGUUUAAGAAUUGAAUCGAUAAGCAGAAUCGUUAUGGCAUUGAUAUCGAUAGAAUCUUAUCAAUUCCCAUCCCUAUGCAAUGGACCAUCAGUCUCAUGGUUUGACUAAAUUGGAUUGAGUGAAGCUCAAGGGUUGAUCUAAUAGAAUUUGAAUUCGUUUUCAACUUAAGUUUGUUAAGCAAUGAUUCAGACUGCACACUUCAGGGCUCGGCAGAUCAUAUCUUCUGAAUCUUCACAGCAGGCUUUCCUCAAACAUUAUUCACCAUAAACCUUAUUCAACAAAAAUUGAGUUAUCAUUUCAGUAUGGAGCUUAGAAGAAAUCUUUCAGACACUUGCGCCAUGCAGUGCAACCACAUGUGCACCAUGAGUCAUGUAGUGUCUCUGUACUGAUGACCUUGUGUCCCAGUGAAUUAAAUGCCAUCGUAAUCCCACUUUGCUCACUUUCUGAGAGUGUGACCAUGCAUAAUUAUUGUUGCUGCUCUUACUGCAACUGCAGUGUUUGUAUGAGUGAAGUGAAGCUUUGUCUCUGAGCAGGAGCAAAGAGGAAGAGGAUCAGCACAGUAAAUGUAUGUGUGUUUCUGUAAAAAGAAGCUUCUCAUUAAAUCCCUUCAUUCAUAAAGGUUUGCAAGACACAUUGGGAGGACAUUUUUGAUGCAGACUGUGAAGGUGCCACGCUGCUGCCACUCAUGUAUUCUAGUUGCAUCUGAAGGAGACUCUAAUGAUGAUCAUUAUUUAUAUUGCUAAAUGCCUCCCCUCUUUCCCAUACUGAGUGUGCAGGGGUGUGGUCAGCACAGGCAAACAGAAAGGCAUCUUUGUAAUGCUCAUACUUGUUUGAAGUGCUGUAAGAAGCAACAAAAACUAGUUGCAUCUUGUUAUUGAAUAUGUUGAUGAUAAAUUUUCCAUCACUCUGUGGAUUACAUGCAAUCCAAUUGCAGUCCAAAUGGAUCACCGACCAACUAUGAUCCAUAAAUUACACCCCUGAAACAGUUCGAGUUAGUUUAGACACAGAGAUAAAUAUAAAUGAGUUAUUGCAAAAAGUUACAUAAAACAGCUGAGGAAAAGGAAAAUAGCUCUUCAAUAAACUUGAGUUUAAGAGGUAAAAUUCAAGCCCCUGUGAGGAAUUCUCUUUUUGUGUUGGGUUUGGCACCCCCUGUUGACAAAGUGGUACCACGUCUGGUUUUGUCCUUUUACAUCUUUUAGCAGGGGUUUCUUUCAAAGCACUCAUAACAAUAAAGUUCAUUUCUCACUGGGAAUAUUUAAUGUGGAAAGGAAAAAAAACCCUUUUUCCGGUGAGUCAUCUGGUCUGAAAAUCUGCUCCCUCAAAACAGUAACAAGCAUUAAAUAUACCAAAAGAAAUGUUCAGUCUUCUUAUGAAUGGUCUUUCUGCUUCUGUAGGUUAUGAAAAGGCACAUUUAGAACAAUUUCAGUGCGUUUCAUACAUUGUAACCAUGUGGAAAAUUCUGAUCGGAGCUUUAAACAUGUAAAACAGUGUUUAACUGGCAGAUAGGAGCUGAAUUAUAGAGAUGCAUUUGUUGCCUACUGAAUAUCUUCUCUAUCAUUUUAUUUUGCAGAAUGGGGGCUUCAAUUCCUUCACCAUCUAAGACAAAGGACUCAUGCCAGGUGAGAGGAAUGAUAAUAAUUCUAAUAAUGUAUUGAUUACGCGAUGUAAAAUGAUUCUUUUUGAUUAGACUUCCAGGUUGCUUUGAUGAGUUGCCUGCGAGUCCUCACACUUGUCACGUUGUGUUGUCUUACAUUGUUGUCUUCAGGGCGGCUGUCCUUGUGGUCCUCCUCCCACAUCAGCAUCAGCACCAGCGCCUGAGCCCGAGCCCGAGCCCCCUGUGCUGUCUGAGAGUGAAGAGAGUGAAAUAGGUAAUUAAUGUCCAUCUCAGCCCUGAACACAAAGUUUGUGAAAUCACAGACUCGGACUCUGGAGGUGUUACUCAAUAGCCUGGCUGGGCCAUCCAGUUGCGUGAAUCACUUGCCGUUCCUUCCCCCAUGUUGUGGGAAGGAACGGCAAGUGAUUCACGCAACUGGAUGGCCCAACCAGGCUAGUCACUCAAGGACAAAGUGGUUUAACUGUCUCCUUUGUGAGAACUUCACAUUGUGUUCAUCAAUGUACAGCUUUUAUGCAGCAGCGUAGCUCUCUCUAGUAUCUUCAGCUGUUGCCAUCCUGCCAUUGGGUAGCUGAGCCCACAAUAUCAAUCAAUCAAUCAAUUAAUCAAAUAAAAUUUAUAUCGCCCCAAAUCACAACAGUCAUUAUCCCAAGACACUUUCCAAAAAAAAGCAGGUCUAGACCACGCUCAUUGUUUGAUCAAUUACCAAGACCCAGCCAUCUCUAUACUGAUCACUAUUGGACAGGAUUUUGGAGCGCAUGAUGAGAUUAUAUCUUUGCGUCCUCAGAAAUCGACAAUGAAGGAGUGAUUGAGCCGGACACUAUUGACCCACAGGACAGUGGAGACACUGAAAACGCUGAGGUAAAAAACUCACAUUUCCUAUAUUUUCAACAAAUUAUAAAUUAUAAGAAUUUGUUAGAAAGUCUGAGUGUGUAAAUGUCCUCAGGUCACAGAUGAGAUGAUGGACCAGGCCAAUGAAAAGAAGAUGGAAGCCAUUAAUGCUUUAGGGGAAGGUAGGAGAAAGCUGAAAGUUACCAUGGGCAGUUUCUGUAGUUGUUUUCUGAUUCUUGAAAAACUCAUAAUGUAUCGAGAUCUUGUUCUUAAGCCCUGUUGGUUGUUUUGUCUCUUACAGGUGAUCUGCCUAAAGCUCUGGAACUUUUUACUGCAGCCAUCAAACUGAACCCCUGCUCAGCCAUCCUUUACGCUAAGAGAGCCAGGUGAGAGUCCUCGUGUGGUUCAUCAUCACAGAGCUGUGAAUAUUCAAUCUCUCACGACGACUGAAUAUUUCAGAGUGAAUCUGAAUUUUUGCAUCUGUUCUCUGCAAACUCCUCUGUCUGCCAUGACUGAGUGUAAUCUGCUCUUUUUGUGUGUGCUAGUGUCUUCAUCAAGAUGCAGAAACCAAACGCAGCCAUCAGAGACUGUGACAGAGCCAUCAGCAUCAACCCAGACUCUGCUCAGCCCUACAAGUGGAGGGGAAAAGCCCACAGGUACUUUAUAACGAGACACUUAUCCCCAAUUUCCACGACAUCCACAACGGUUACGAAAAGGCCGAAUCAGCCGAUCGUUAAUAUUGAUCGGAUCGGCGGACUCCGCAGUCGAUCACAAGAGUUCUAUUUUUUCUGGGCGCCGGAUCAUGCUGCAUAAAUUCAGCACAGAUUAGUCUGUGCUGGAAAGGAAGUCAGGCACAGACACAAGAUAAAAGAUCUGGCUUCUUUUCAAAAUAAAACACCAUGUGUUUCAGGCGGAUCGUAUUUCAAACCAUGCAAACAGGCGGGGAUGAAAAAGUGACAGGUUUUUAGACAGUAUUUCACCCCGAUGACAACAUGGAUGAGGAGAUCUUGAUUCUAGAGGUGGAUUUCCUCAAUCUACUGCUUAUAUGGUUAUGUGGCUGUCUUUAUAGAGACAACUCAUUUUGGGCGAUUGCACAUGAAUCUGUGGGUUUUUGUGAGUUCUCGCGAUUCCCGCUGUUUGUAAUCCGCUACGGAGUUCGUCUCACAAAUGGAUCCAGUAGGAAUUGGCGGACAGUGAAAAUUGCAGCUGUUUUGGAUCGGAGCUGUUCCAGAUGCGGUGGAAAUUGGGGGUUACACUACAGAGAUCUGCUCCAGGAGGUUACUUACCACCACCCUCAGCAUGAACAGUUGCACACCUUAUCUUGGUCAAAAAGCAGCAUUUUACUUGUUUCCAGAGCACUUCAAGUAAAAGCUUUUGUUGACAUUUUAACAAUUUCACAGUGAGUGGAAGGUAAGCCAAGUCAAAGGGGGAAGGGGGAAGGAUGAGACGUCCUUUUAGAUCUUCUAAUCACACGUGUCCAGGGCAGGAUCAAUGAAGAUAUGAGUGGUACUGCUUUCUCCACAGGUGGCACCAAAAUCAAGAUCUGUGUGCAGCUUGGUGAAAAAUCUGUGAGCCCUCUAGAGUUUUCUGUGCAUGAGGCAAGACUCCCUUCUCACACCCACAGUAUGAAGGGUCUGAAAUGUUCACAUGCACAUGUGAAUGAAAAUCAUGCCACUCUGGAGCUGUCACACAGCCAACACUCUUCUCUAUUAAGCGUCCAAGGGUAGAGUCUGCAGAGAUGCAAGCAAGGGUAGAGUUGAGUGUGCUAAACUUGGACUGCUCAGUGGAAACGUAAGAUAAGAGUCAAACAAGUCAAGACAUGUAUCUUAGUUGAGAUGAGUAUAGCUUUUAGAAUGGCUGAAGUCUACAGAAAAACAUGUAUGCCUUUGAGUUCAGGCUCAAGAUUCUGAUUCUACAGCUGCUGACAUAUCUAAAUAUCUCAUUUGUUCAGUUUGAUAACACACCACUAGAAAGGAAUCUCCAUGAUUCGUACACCUGACCUGCGACUCACCUUUUUGAUGUCCUGUGUGUCCCCCCUGCAGGCUGCUGGGUCACUGGGAGGAAGCAGCCAAGGACUUGGCCACAGCCUGUAAACUGGACUACGACGAGGACACCAGUGCCAUGCUGAAGGAGGUCCAGCCGAAGGUAAAGUAUAGGAAUAACAAUAGCUGCCUUAGAUGAUGUGUUUUCUAAAUACUCUAGGUUAGUCUUUAUCAGAUGAACUUGAGCUUGAUGUUUGGCUUUUUUUCAGUGUAUCUGUAAUCCUUAUGCAGAGAAACCCUUAAAUCAGAGUAGACCUCCCUGAUGGCUCCAGAUGGCAGAGAAAAAUGAUGCUUCAGGCUGUGAGAAUCCAGAGCAUAAUUUUUGUGACAGUUCCUUUUCGGUUGCAGGCAAACAAAAUCUCAGAGCACAGACGUAAAUAUGAGCGCAAGAGAGAGGAGAAGGAGAUCAGAGAGAGGCAGGAGCGGAUAAAGAAAGCCAGAGAGGAGCACGCCCGGGCUCAGAGGGUGAGGAUUUCCUGUUCCAAACAUAUUCACUGAAACAGCUCAAGACUUUAUCUCCAUGAAAAACCUCUUUCUAUGAAAAAGUUUCCACAUGACACUAAACAAGAAACUUCCUAAACAAUGCUUUGAUAAUAAACAAUACUUUUCUUAUGUGUGGAAGCAGGAGGAGGAAGCUCGACAGUGUGGAGGAGGAUUCUUCCCAGGUAAGCCUGAAGCUGGUGGGAGGAACCCCUUACAUGUUGGUAUCAGGGAUGCCAACAGCUGUCCUGAUUUCCGACAUGCUGCUGAGUUCCAUCCCUGCUUUACAAUACCAUUAAGAUUUGUCGUAUUUGUCCCUUAGGCCCUGCUGGAUUCCCUGGAGGCGCCCCUGCUGGCAUGCCUGGUCUCGGUGACUUCCUAAAGGAUCCUGAGUUGCUCAACGCCAUGAAGGUGACACACCUGCUCAGUGUUUGUCUGCCCAAACCCGCUCUUUCCUAUUCUAUGUCAAGUGUCUUACUUUCUAACUGCAGGUGAAGUUGACCUGAUUUUUCGAGUCAGGCCCAUAGACUGUAUAUAUAGAAUGGACGCCGUCUGCCUCCUCACUGGGUGAAGCAACUCUGAGAACAGCACCCUCUGGUGACAGGCUGCAGUAGUGCUGGGCGAUUGGACGAUAUAUAUCGUUGGCACGAUAGAAAAUGUCUAUCGUGCCAUUUUUAUUCUUAUCGUUUCGGGCGAUAGGUUGUAUUUAAUCCAUAGAGCUUGUGCCAUCAGAUGAUUCAUAGUAACAACAACAAUAAUUGCACAUUCAGUAAGUGUAUUUGGUGUCGAACGGGAAAGAAAACAAUAUUUUCUUACAAAGAAAAGAAUGCGUUGACAUGUAGGCUCGCAUUUCUCUUUCGAUUUUGCGACAUGACGCCGCUUUACGUGCCCUCUUUAUGUCCAGCGCCUCCCGCCGUUGCGGGUUACCUGGGUUACACACGUGAGGGGAUCAUUGUAAGCAGUGCUUAAUUUGUGCCGGAGCAAGUCGGAGCGCGAUCCGGGACCUCUUUUGAUCGGAUCUGGGACCUAUUUCAGCCGCUCCGGCACCUGUUUCAUCUGCUCCGGGACCUUCCCUGUGGAGGAUGACUUUUUUCGGGAAUUCCCGUGGGUCACGUGAUUCCCGCGGGAUGGGAGUCAUUUUUUUUAUUAAUCUCUUGAUCGGGACGGGACGGGAAAAAAAGCAACGGGAGUGGGCAGGAGCGGGAACAACAUGAAAAGAUGAUCUUUUUCAGCCGUGUUUAACAACCAGAUGAACAGGUGCGUCCAUUUUUGUAGUCAUCUCUCAGUGAGAGUAAACACUCUUGACCGCGCUAGCAACACAAAAGAACUACAACAGCGGUUUGACUUCCUGUCAGCUGGGAGCGCGGCUGCGCAUUUGUACCCUUCAAGCCAGCAGCGAGGAAACGUAAUUUUGUGACAUUCUGUAGUUUUUCAAUCAUUUCUGGAGUCGUGGCGAAUCAAAUCACCUUACCUGUCUGCCCCUGAUAGGCGAAUAAAGCGCUCGGAUUCAUGCUCGGGUCUUGCUACGUGCUUCAAGAGUAAAGUAAACAAUGAUGGAGGCAGAGAGCAGCUUUGGAGGAGAAACAUCCAGCAGUGUGAACAACCUCUUCAGAAGAGCCCUAAAGACCUACCUUUUUAAUAAAGCCUUUGGUUAGUUUUCCUCUAUGCUUUAUGCUUUUACUACCUUGCCUCUUACAUUGCAACUCUAUAUAUUUUAUUUUUUUUAAAUUCUUUUUUAUGCUAAUCUGUGACUGUCAUUCUAUUGCUUUUUUUAUUGUUGCUGCUCUUUUUUUACUGUGUACUGUAGCACUUUGAGAUUUUUUUGUAAAUGUAAAGUGCAUUACAAAUUAAAUUUAUUAUUAUUAUUAUUAUGGAGUGCUUCGGCUCACACUAUCAGCGUUUUCUGUAAGUGUUACAUAACUUUGGGUGAGCACAGACAUGAAUGCACUUCAGCCACGUAUUUGUUUAUUCAUUUUUCUAGUUUUAAGUGCUGGUCUUGUACUGGUACUGUACUAGUGCAGCUGUAUACACUUAAAUUUUUCAUAGAACUGAAAGCAUACCAUAGCUAUAUCGUGAUAUAAAAUGAUCCAUAUCGUGAUAUACAUUUUUUUCCAUAUCGCCCAGCACUAGGCUGCAGUAUAGGUCAUAAAUCCCACCUUCUCCAGCAAUCCCUAUGGAGCUGUUGACAAAUUUUAGAAAUUUAUUACACGUAAAAUAAUGUUGAUCCCUGCUUGCGAUGUUGACAUGUGGUUACUGUAAUACUGGUUUGUGCUCAAGUCCUCUUUUUUCUGUACAGCUCCAUUUUUAAAUGUUACGAGGGGGUUCAAGUUUUCCAUGAUUGACACUUGAUACAGCCUAUGGGCGUACGAAGAUUGCGUAGCUCACCCGGGGGAUACGCUGUUUGAGCCAAGCGUCAUCACAGCGGCUCCCGGCGACUCUCCCGCUGAAUGCGAACAACGCUACUGCGCAAUGUUGGUUUCAGGAAAUGGAGAAAAAUCGUGGAAAUACCAAGAGCUUUUCGGCAUCAAAUCUUUAUACUGGCAGAAGGCGGAACCAAGUUGUCCAUAGUUUAUACAGUCUAUGGUCAGGCCUGAUGGAGUAUCAUUUUCUGUGUUUAGAGAUAUAGAUCCGAUCACAACCGAUCAGCUACUCCUGAGCAGUCAGAUGAAUUUCUGGCGUGUUAGAAGUUUUGGUGGGAUAACUGCAGCCUCUGAUACAGUGAAAGCAGAACCAAAAGCUCAUCCCCCAACAUUAGGGCAAUUAUUGCGCCUCCACAAAUGAUGGACAUUGUCUGAUCACCAUGGCAACAUACUGUGUGGUCUGAGCUGAAACACAGAGAUAAUCACUAAACAGCUUUACCAGUGUCACAACUUGUGUGAUGUGUUUUAACACAACAGCUCCAUCAUCAUUUUUACUUUCAUCAAACAUGUUCAGUUUUUGUUAUCAUGUCAGGAAGGUGACCUGAACAUAGAUUGAGAGCUUCAGUCACACAUAGUAAAUCAUUAAUGCACUCACAGUUCAUUUUUCUCCGGGAUACAUAUUCAGGUGUUUGUGUCCUCUGAAAAUAUCAGUCACAGCUAAGGUGUGAACAACAUUUCUGCGUGUUUUCACUGCUUUACUCUGGUGUAGGAAACCUGUUUUCAAUCAUGUUCCUUUGAGUCAUUUACUGCCUUUUCAUCCUCUCUUCUUGAAAUUGCAUUGUGUUGGUGAAGGUGACCCUGUUUGUUUCGUUUUUAACUCCAGGACCCCGAGGUGAUGGCCGCUUUCCAGGAUGUGGCUCAGAACCCAGCUAACAUCGCCAAGUACCAGAACAACCCCAAAAUCAUGGCUCUGGUCACCAAGCUGAGCUCCAAAUUUGGAGCCGCACCUCAGCCGUAGACGGGAAAAAAAAAGACCAAAGUGAGGAUGUAGUGUGUCGAGCCGGAGAGCCACGAUGCUGUUCAACAAUUUUUCCACUGUGUGCAGAUCAAACAGGGAGCGGGUGACGGCUUAAAUUGGUGUGAUAUAGAGAAAGUGGAUCAACUUUUUUAAAUGUUUAAAUCAGCCUGUUAGCAUUUAGCAAAGUCUCAGUCAGAUCUCCUCCUGACACGUCUCAGCCUGGACUUCACUUCUCCGCAGGGUGGCAUUUCCUAACCUGAACCUGGAUCAGCUGAACUGGGAGCUUUUACACGUUUAAAACCUGGUUAUGGUUUAGCUAACAAUCUGUUUUGUUUCUCCCAACAGAGUCGAACUCUCUCACACACAACUGUUGGUACUUUUUGUUAACAAAUCAAAUAUUAUUAUAACAGAAAAAAAAAGAAUUCUGAUCUUGAUGUCUGAUCCUGUUGCAAAAAUGAUUCACAAAAAUAAAACCUCUGUUGCUGCAAAAAAAAAA